AUGACCAAAGAUACUAUAGGCAGUGCUGAACAGUAUAGUACUCUAAAAAAGAUAACUUAUUUACCUUUAGAUGAUGAAGAACAACUUGAUAUAGUCGAAGCUGAUCAAAGUGAAAUCUUGAAAAAUGUCAACACAUCUAUUAAUCAACAAAUUGAAUAUUUAAUAUCACUUUACCAAAAAAGUAAUUUGGAUGAUAUACCUUUGGAUAGAAGAAAAAAUAUCAUUAAAAAGCUUGAAGAAACUU
Messenger RNA from Racocetra fulgida, 244 nucleotides. Lineage: Eukaryota; Fungi; Glomeromycota; Glomeromycetes; Diversisporales; Gigasporaceae. The record is from the annotation of a GenBank genome assembly.